AUGGCCGCUGUCCAGCAACUGCUGGUAAGCCCAUCGCCUGCGCCAGCACCUGUGCCUUCACAGCGAAUCGCCAGCCAAAGCGCGGAAUCUGGCAGCAUGGACGUCGAUAGCAGCGCCAGCAAUGACCCGGUUAUGAUUGACAGUGGACUGAUGAAGGGCGCGCCGCAGACGGGCGAUGCUCGGAUAGUCGUCAUCGUGUAUGGGCAGGGGCAGGACAACGUCGUCUCUGUUUUCGCAGAGGUUCUGGGGAAGCCGGUCAAGCUGAAGCAGCACUUUAAAGACGUUGAUCGUGAGGACGAGGGCUUUGUCAUUGGCCUGCCGCUUGGAGACGCCAAACAGGAUGUGGAAGAGAGGGACCAGCAGCUCCUCGUGGCGAUUAAUGCGCACUGCGUCGACCUAGGGAUGCCUCCCGACCUGCAUCUCUCCAUCCACUGCGACUAUGAGUUUCUCUAUACCCAAACGCCCUUCUCUAGGCGCGACCUCGCACGAUUCAUCUCAUUCACAUUGGGCCAGACUAGCCCGCACAGUCAGCUGAUGGCUAAAUCGAGGACGUUCUUCAUCUCCACCACAUUUCCAGACGUUCAUGCGGCUCUUCCCAACUUGGAUAUUCUCACCGUUGGGGCUGAUGCGGUCGAGAUCCGUGUGGAUCUUCUGCGCGAGCCCCAGGGCGAUGGCGCCUUUUCUGAUAUCCCGAGCCUGAGCUACGUUGGACAACAAGUCAUGCUGCUGCGCCAGCGAACAGAGCUUCCCAUCAUCUUCACCACCAGAUGCACAAACGAAAAUGGAAAGUUUCCCAUGGACAAGCCCGACUUGUACUAUGAUUACCUCUACCGGGCCGUCCAGUGGGGCGUCGAGUAUAUCGAUGUUGAGUUGUGGUUGCCUGAACAGAUUCGAAAGAAGCUAUACGAAAAUAGAGGCAACUCUCGCAUCAUGUCUGCAUUCCACGACUUCUCGGGCACGUUCAAGUGGCCAUCGCAGUACGCACAGGACGUUUUCGUAAAAUCCAAGCAGUAUGCCGAUAUCGUCAAGAUGAUUGCCAUAAUCAACGACCACAACGAGAACUUUGAGCUUGAGUACUUCCGCUCAAAGAUCAAGGCCGAGUAUCCAGACGCGCCGCCACUCUCGGCUGUCAAUAUGGGCGAAAUCGGUCAGUUUUCGAGAACGCUGAACACGGUAUUCUCACCCAUCACGCAUCCCCUACUACCCAUCAUCGCGGCUCCUGGCCAGAUGAGCACGGCCGAGAUCAACGGCGCCCUGGCACUGCUCGGUCAGCUUCCAAAAAAGUACUUUUACGGCAUCAGCAGCGCUGCUGCUCGGAACAUUGCCCCGCGAGCGCCCUUUUACGAGAAAUGCUUCAACGAACUGGGACUACCACACCAGUUUGCUGUGGUAGAGCGCCAGCACAAUAACCCGGCAGGCAUCCAGGCAUGGUGCAACCAGAGAGACUUUGGAGGUGCCUAUCUCGACCCGGGGCUUUCGUACCAGACCAUCAUGAGACACAAUCCUUGGUUUGCGACGCUGCAGAACGGCAAGGGACCAAUCCUGUCCGAGGCGGCACAGGGGAUUGGUAUCAUUGACACAAUCGUUGUGAAGCCUGCGGCUUCCGGAUUGAACGCGACGCCGCCGUCAUAUGACGGUGCACUACCGCCGGGAGGACAGCCGGGCUUGACCUCGAACACCUCAUUAGUCUUUGACAAUGCCAGCUGGAGAGGCAUCCUGUCCACACUAACUCGUGAUCUAGCCCCCUCUGCAUACUUUGACCGCACUGCAGUAGUGCUAGCAUUGACCGCCGACGACGCUGCGCCAGUCUUCUUUGCGCUGAAAGCCCUCAAGAUGUCAAAGAUAUACACCGUUGGCUUCAGGACGCCAUCCACAUUGGCCCGAAACGCGCCUCCGAUCGAACAAUUCAUCAGCAUGGAAAGUCUUCAGCGUGCCCGAUCCGUGGCAGACAACCGAGCGCCGUUUGUCAUCAUAUCAGCCCUUGGCCGAGGCAAGAGCAACAUUGUCGGCAUGUUACUGCGAGUUUUUGGAGAGGCCGAUCCCGAGGCGUCAUCGAACACGAAAAAGGUCUUUUUGAACCUGGCCGAGGCGGCGUCGCACCAGAAGAACGAUCCCGUUGCAGUUGCCGAACAGAGCGGAUUCACCGCAUACGACGCGGCUGACGUUGCGGCCUUUACGACGGUCGAGAGCCUGCGGCUGCUUGUUGGCCAAAACGUUCCAUAUAGCUUCGUACGACUGGCUAGCGGUAGGAACUUGUUCUGA
Trichoderma gamsii is the source of this 2262-nucleotide messenger RNA. RefSeq names its product 3-dehydroquinate dehydratase I. The record is from RefSeq and is a predicted model, not a curated record. NCBI's taxonomy places the organism in Eukaryota, Fungi, Ascomycota, Sordariomycetes, Hypocreales, Hypocreaceae. The transcript has a single exon. Gene Ontology annotation, molecular function: 3-dehydroquinate dehydratase activity. The coding region runs from base 1 to 2262 and encodes 753 amino acids.